Molecule: messenger RNA, 4042 nt
Organism: Linum trigynum
Lineage: Eukaryota; Viridiplantae; Streptophyta; Magnoliopsida; Malpighiales; Linaceae
Source: the annotation of a GenBank genome assembly
GCCAAUAUAUAAGUAUUGUCUCAUUCCUUUUUAUUUUUGUGGCUAAAAGACGUAUUCUAGAUAGGCUUAAAGUUAGGAUCUUUGGUAUUAGGAAUUGGUCGCUUGGGUGGGAUUUUUCUAAAUUCACACUUAACCUAUUAAGUUUAGCGAUGGAAAAGCUUUGGUGAAAAUUGAAAUAGUUAUCAAGUGCUAGAGCCUAGAAGGGUGUACCAUAUUGUAUCCAUAGGGUACACCGUACACAUAGGUUAUAGGUACGCAUAUGUGUACGGCAUGGGUGGAAACAUGUAAAAGGUGGGUCUCAAGAUCCAUUCUGUCUCAAGAGAAAGAAAAAAUAUAUAUUAAAGAGUUGUUUAGUUUUGGUGAUAGUUAAAUUGAUGUAUUGUUAUUUAUGUAUUAUAUAUAUGUAUUAUGCAUUUUCGAUGGAACAUUUGUUGGUGCAUUUAAUGAUAAUGUUCAUUUACUUAAAAAAAUAUUGUUUAAUUUAAGUGAUAGUUAUUUUAGUAUUUAAAGAAUUUAUAUAAUUUUUGAAUGAAAUGUCACUUUUAUCAUUUUUAAUAUAAAAGAGCAACACAUAUAAAAUGUUAGGACUUAGGAUAUAGUUGGAAAAAAAACAAAAAUAACAGUCUCAACAAUCUCCCUAAAACUUAAGAUUUAAUUAUCACUCAUUUUGAGUGAUAAUUUCUGUCACAUCAAGCAUGCAAUUCUUUUAUUGUUUGUGCAUAAAAUUUUUAAAUAAAUGCACUAAGAACAAUACAAACAUUGUAACAAUCUCAACCAAAUUAUCAUCAAAAUCAAACGACCACUAAAUGAUUGUUUGGUUUAUGUGUGUGUUAAAUUUAUGUAUUCUAAUGAAUACAAAUUUAUUAGCUUUAUCAAUAAAAUAUGUAUAAUAUUCGAUACAAUGUAAUAUAUAAUACCUCUAAAUGAUUGCGUCGGAGCUGUUGCAUCUUCGUGAAAUAUCUGUUGAGAUGAUCAUCUAGGUCAGCCGUCCCAUCACAUGUCGGCAGAAGAGGUAUAUUGGUCCCCAUCGACUCAAUCAAUACGUUCCUCGCCAGAGGUUGCUUCACAGUGAAGUGUCAGGCUAGACUCCAACAAUAAUGUAUUCGAAAUUUUUAACUUUGACUUUAUGAUAAUACACAUCCAUUUUUUAAUUAUGAAACUCUAACUAAAUAUUUGGAAUAACUUUAACAUCAAUAAUAUAUUCAGGAAACAAUCUAUUGUCCGCAAUGCUUUGUGUGAAAUUUUGAGCCAUCCUCGUAAUGAGAUUGCCGAGUUAUUAAGAAAAAAUGAAUGCAUUUGUACGUGAAAUCAGGACCAUUACUUAGCUGUUGCAUCGUGUUGAAUGGAUUACUAGAAAACUAUAUUACGGAGUCCAUGGCAUGACAUGUUUGAAAAUUAAUCAAUUUGGCAUGAGAUUUUUGGAGUUGUGAUUUCAAAUGAUGUAUUGAGAGAGUUCUGGAGCAGGAAGAGAUCCUCUAGUUUCAGCGAGCUAGAGAGCAAUGGGUGAAGUUUGGAGAGCGCAAUACGGUUUACUUGCACUAGCAAGCUAAUAUGUGCAGAAGGAGGAACAGGAUUGAAAGCCUGAAGGAUAGAAACGGAGAGUGGAUCUCUGACCCACGAGAGCUGGCGGCCUUGGUUUUUGAUUUUUUUCUUCUCUUAUGUAUUUGCAGGACUGUCAGGAUUAUGUUGAUGAUAUGCCUACACAGGCUUUCCCGAGACUUGAGCAUGAGGAUCUCCUUCUCCUCCUCCGCCCCUUCACGGGAGAAGAUAUUCAUAGAGUUGUGCAUGACAUGAAGCCUUUCCAAGCUCCCGGACCUGAUGGAUUCCAAAUUAUUUUCUAUCAAAGAGCUUGGCAAGUCGUGGGAAAAGCCUUUAUUGACAUGGCUAUCAAUUUUUUCUCUACAGGGAUGCUGCUAGAUAAAGUGGUGGAGUCGACAGUGGUCCUAAUCCCUAAAGUGGAGCACCUUGAGAUGGUCACUCAUCUGCGACCAAUCUCACUCAACAAUGUGUGCCUCAAACCUAUUACGAAAGCCAUCACCAACUGCUUAAAGCCCAUCAUGCGGAAGCUUGUGUCCCCUCGGCAAAGCAGCUUCAUACCACAAGGCAAACUACUGACAACAACAUUGUUUUGCAGGAAGUUCUGCACUCUCUUAGAAAGAAAAAGGCAAAAAAGGGGGUGUAUGGAUCAACUGCAUCAUGUUCUGCGUGGAGAGCAACAGGAUGCGACUUCUGUGGAAUGGAAAGCUCUCAGCCCCGAUAACUCCUACCAGAGGAGGCCGCCAGGGAGACCCCCUUUCACCCUAUCUUUUUGUGUUGUGCAUUGAAAUGCUCUCUCAUAGGAUUGAUCAGGCUAUUCACAAUAAAAUGUGGAAAACCCUGCGACUGUCUAAAGAGGUGCCUAAGCUAUCUCACCUAUUUUUUUUGCAUAUGACAUAUACUGUUUGCAAAAGCUGACGGUGCACAGGUUCGAAUCAUUAAGCAAUGUUUGGACGAGUUCUGUGGUAGUCUGGCCAAAGAGUUAACUACAACAAGUCAGAUAUCUUUGUCUCGGCCAACAUUGACAGACUGGCAGCGAGAAGAUUGACACACCGGGCUGAAAUUCCACUCACAGUUGAUAUAAGGCGUUACUUGGAGUGAUGGCAAUUCAUGGACGAGUAACCAAGACCAGAUAUCAAGACCUCAUGCUCCGGAUCAAGAGGAAGCUCGCCCCUUGGAAGACGAAGCACCUCUCACUAGCAACGAGGAUCACGGUGGUUAAGUCCAUUUCGGCUUCUAUUGAAAUUUAUCCUAUGUAUACAGAACUUCUCCCUAUGAAUGUUUGCAGGUCUCUUGAUUGGAUGAACAGAAGCUUUAUUAGGGAGAUACAGAUGAUAAAAAGAAACUCCACCUGGUUGCUUGGCCGCAGGUGCUUCAACCCAAGAGUAGUGGCGACUUGGGCAUCAGAUCAACAAGACAAGUUAAUCUAGAGAUGUUGGUGAAGGCUGGCUGGCGCAUCAUUAAGGAUAAGGAGGCGAUGUGGGUUCAGUUUGGUGGAAGCUAAGUACGGGAGGGGCCAAAAUCACGUGGAGCCUCUGAAACCUGUUUAGAGAAGUUCCUUGACCUAGUCGAGUUUCAUAAAGGCGGCAGACCAGAUAAAAAAGGGAUGCGCCUGGAAUAUUCACAAAGGUCAGACUAAGUUUUAGUUGGAUGUGUGGCCUGCGCAGGUACCACUACAGGAGCUGGCAAUGGGCGAUAUUCCGGAUGAGGAUCGACACGCAGUGGUAGCAGAUUUUGUUGAUGAAGAUGGGAACUGGAAUACUAAGAAGUUCCACCACAUACUUCCCCUAGAGAUUCAACAUCAAAUUACAUUGGACGCAGUAGAUCCUUUGGCGUCGGAAGAUGAUACACUGUUCUGGAAGCUAAGUUAGGAUGGAAGUUUUUCAACGAAGAGUGCUUACCAGAUGCAGCAAUCGGCAGCCACCAGCAGAGACCACCAACUUUGGAAGAGGAUUUGGCGCCUCCCGAUACCGGAAUGUGUGAGAGUCUUCAUUUGGCUGCUUGCACAGGGUACGAUCAGCUCAAAUAAACAAAGGGAGAAAUGACAUUUUACGGUGGAUGCGUCCUGUUACAGGUGUCCUACCCAAACGGAAAGUCUAAGCCAUAUUUUUUAGAGUUCCCACCUGCUGCAUACUUCUGGAGCCGCUCAAUUCCUGGAGAUUCUCAAGCUGAGUUCUUUGGCGACAUUUGGGAUGUCUGCUUUAAAAAGAAUGUAACUCGGGAGGAGCUGUCAACCGAUGAAUGCCAUGGAACGCUUUCUUUUGUAUCUCUUUGUGGUGCAUUUGGAAGAAUCGAAAUGAGGGAGUCUUCCAUGGGGUAAAUAAGACAAUGUCGGCGCCUUCCCUCAACCAAGCAAUUAAGAUCAAGGCUGACAUGUGUUUUCGCGCGUGGAGCACACCGAGCCUUGUUUUGGGUAAGUCCAAGCUUCCUCCUAGCCGCAUGGAGCUUUAGAUCGGGUGGAAAGCACCCCCUGAGGGGUGGCAGAAGAUAAAUGUAGAUGGGGCUG